CCCUACCCUACCUUACCCUACCAAACAACUCGAAACCAUGCAAAUCAACAUCGUCGAUCACCAGCUUAACUCUGAAGCCCACAACCUCUACGAUGUCCAGAUCGGGCAGGGGACCACCGUCCGAACACUAGUCACCACCUCCGCUUCCAUGGUCGACUCCUGGAUUUCAGAAACCCAGCGGAUCCACAAUCGGAGGCUCCACGGUCUCAUUGUCGGCCUCGACGUCGAGUGGCGACCAUCCUACACUAGCAGCGUCAAUAAUCCGGUCGCCAUUAUACAGCUCUGCGUCGGUCACCGCUGCCUCAUCUUUCAGAUCCUCCACGCCGACUAUAUUCCGAGAUCUCUGGUCAACUUCCUCGGGAAUUCCGAUUACCGCUUCGUCGGCGUCGGUGUAGCGGCCGAUGUGGACAAGCUAAUCGCUUACCACCAACUGUCCGUACGGAACCCGGUUGAGUUAAGAGAUGUGGCGGCGCGUAAGCACGGGGAUUGGAGUCUGAAGAGUACGGGGCUGAAAGGGUUGGCGAGGUAUGUGCUGGGAAUGGAGAUUGAGAAACCCAACAGCGUCACCAUGAGCAGGUGGGAUAAUCGGUAUUUGGAUUAUUCUCAAGUUCAGUACGCUUGCGUUGAUGCUUACCUUUCCUUUGAAAUUGGGAAAACGUUAAUGGCGGACGAUUAGCUUAGUAUUUCCUUUCGUUUAGUGGGUUUUUCUUUUGAAAUUACUUUUGUUUUUAUUUUCUGUUAGUUUUU
Molecule: messenger RNA, 747 nt
Organism: Humulus lupulus (European hop)
Lineage: Eukaryota; Viridiplantae; Streptophyta; Magnoliopsida; Rosales; Cannabaceae
Product: 3'-5' exonuclease-like
Exons: 1
Coding region: 38-676 (212 amino acids)
Biological process (GO): nucleobase-containing compound metabolic process
Cellular component (GO): cytoplasm; nucleus
Molecular function (GO): nucleic acid binding; 3'-5' exonuclease activity
Source: RefSeq, a predicted model, not a curated record